AUGGGCGGCGGAGGAGGCCUCCGCAACGGGCCAAUCAGGGCGGUACGGAGAUGGUGACCAAUCAGCAGAUGCCGCUGCCGGCUUUAUAAACUUCACAUAGUAUACUCCGACUGUAAAAGAAGGAAGCUAGCUAGCGCCAUGGCCAGAACCAAGCAAACCGCUCGCAAAUCCACCGGUGGCAAAGCACCCAGGAAGCAGCUCGCCACCAAGGCUGCGCGCAAGAGCGCCCCGGCCACCGGUGGCGUGAAGAAGCCUCACCGUUACAGGCCCGGCACCGUGGCUCUUAGAGAGAUCCGUCGUUACCAGAAGUCCACUGAGCUGCUGAUCCGCAAACUGCCUUUCCAGCGCCUGGUGCGAGAAAUUGCCCAGGACUUUAAGACCGACCUGUGCUUCCAGAGUUCCGCAGUGAUGGCCCUGCAGGAGGCAAGCGAGGCUUACCUGGUCGGCCUGUACGAGGGCACCAACCUGUGCGCCAUCCACGCCAAGAGGGUGACCAUCAUGCCCAAGGACAUCCAGCUGGCCCAUCGUAUUCGCGGAGAGCCCGCAUAA
Messenger RNA from Oncorhynchus nerka (sockeye salmon), 549 nucleotides. Its product is annotated as histone H3. NCBI's taxonomy places the organism in Eukaryota, Metazoa, Chordata, Actinopteri, Salmoniformes, Salmonidae. Gene Ontology annotation, molecular function: structural constituent of chromatin; DNA binding; protein heterodimerization activity. Gene Ontology annotation, cellular component: nucleosome; nucleus. The record is from RefSeq and is a predicted model, not a curated record.